AACCGUUUGUUUCUUCAUUUUUAAAUAAUUGUUUGUUUGAUCAACAUAAAUUGAUUUUGUUUUUUGUUCCACUCUUUGUUUUAAAAAUUGUUAAAAUGUCUGGUCGAGGUGGAAAAGGUGCCAAAUCUUCUUUAACAUCAUCUCAAACUAAACAUUCAAGAUCAUCUAAAGCUGGUCUUCAAUUCCCGGUUGGACGUAUUCAUCGUCUGCUAAAGAAAGGGAAUUACAGUGAAAGAGUUGGUAAUGGAGCCGCCGUCUAUUUAACUGCCGUAUUGGAAUAUUUGACUGCUGAAAUCGUUGAAUUGGCUGGUAAUGCUGCUUCCGAUAACAAGAAAUUACGUAUUAUACCGAGACAUGUUCAACUUGCCAUUCGAAAUGACGAGGAGUUGAAUAGGUUGCUUGCUGGUGUUACCAUAGCUCAAGGUGGUGUUAUCCCCAACAUUCACGCUGUACUGUUACCCAAAGCCAAUAAAGGAAACAGUUCAUCUCAAUCGACUCUUCCAAUGGCAUCACAGGAAGUCUAAUUCAGAAUGAUGUAAUCAAGUUGUUACUUAAAACAUAAUUCUUAUUCGAACCUGUUAUAGCGUGUUUGUUUUUAAUAUUGAAUUAAUAUGUGAAUUGGUGUUCAUUCAUAUUUUAAAGUCCAAAAAAUUAUUUUCUCUCGUGAAUUUUUUAAUGACAGUUAAACUACAAUUUGAUGUAUUGUGAAGCUUUCAGUAUGAAUAAAAUAGUGCAUCAAUA
This is a messenger RNA of Tetranychus urticae (two-spotted spider mite), 741 nucleotides long. Its product is annotated as histone H2A type 1. The record is from RefSeq and is a predicted model, not a curated record. Gene Ontology annotation, molecular function: structural constituent of chromatin; protein heterodimerization activity; DNA binding. Gene Ontology annotation, cellular component: nucleosome. NCBI's taxonomy places the organism in Eukaryota, Metazoa, Arthropoda, Arachnida, Trombidiformes, Tetranychidae.